Pestalotiopsis fici W106-1 is the source of this 663-nucleotide messenger RNA. RefSeq lists its product as uncharacterized. The transcript is spliced from 2 exons. Bases 1 to 663 code for a protein of 220 amino acids. The record is from RefSeq and is a predicted model, not a curated record. NCBI's taxonomy places the organism in Eukaryota, Fungi, Ascomycota, Sordariomycetes, Amphisphaeriales, Sporocadaceae.
AUGGCCGAACCAAGGAAAUACUUCCUUGAGCCUACUGCGCUGAUCCCGAACUCCCCUCGACCUCUUCUCCACUAUUCUGGCUUCUUGUCGCGAGAGGUAGAGCAAUCGCCGAAUGCGGCGGCAGUCUCGUGCCACAAGCUUUUUGAGCAGAACGGCUGGACGACGCAAUGGAUCUUCCGCUAUGGGCCAACACAGCGAUCACAUUAUCAUUCUUCGGCUCAUGAAUGUAUGGUGGUGUUGACCGGCCACGCCCGCAUCCGCUUUGGCGUGGCCGACACGACUGAUAAUCUCGAGGAGAACACCCACGGCGCGGCCAGGGAGGAUGGCGGCGUCGAGGUCGACGCCAAGGCCGGAGACGUCUUCAUCAUACCCGCCGGGGUUGCCCACAAGACCUACAACACACAGCCCGAAGCCGAGUUUGCAUUAUUGACGCCGGGGAAAGGUCAUGCCAUCGAAUCCGAGGACAAGUGCCGUGCCCUGUCCGAGACGGAGCUGAGCGGCUUCACCAUGAUGGGCGCAUAUCCGAAUGGAGCACGGGAUUGGGAUCACCCGGUGGGCGGCGAGCAUAUUGGUCGGUAUGAGGAAGUCUGGCGCACCAGCAAGCCAGCCAAGGAUCCGAUUCUUGCAGAUUCUCAUAGUGGUCUGUUGGGUCUAUGGACCUAG